Molecule: messenger RNA, 1852 nt
Organism: Varanus komodoensis (Komodo dragon)
Lineage: Eukaryota; Metazoa; Chordata; Lepidosauria; Squamata; Varanidae
Gene: BCAS1
Product: brain enriched myelin associated protein 1
Exons: 11
Coding region: 1-1824 (607 amino acids)
Biological process (GO): myelination
Source: RefSeq, a predicted model, not a curated record
AUGGGGAACAACAUAUCUCUACAAAAGGAACCUGAAGACCAAGAAACUGUUCAAGGAACUUCAUAUGUGCAGGUUUCAUCAGAACCUCCUGGCGUCCUCCAAAAUGGGCAUGUUGAAAUCCAGCCUGUACAGACCGAUCCUUCUGCAAAUGGGGAUGCAGUGGAUGCAAGAGUGAGUGUUGUCCAGGAUAAUGUGGCCGUUUCUUCCCAGAAGACAAUGGAGAUAAGCUCCGUCUCUGAGGCCACUGGAAAUAAUCUUGGGAAUGAGGCCAAGACUGCCCCGCCAGCUGCCAAAUCCCGUUUUGCUUUUGCAUUUUCACGGCCUGUACCAGGACGUACCGGAGAGCAGGCGACAAAUUCAUCUGUUGAAUCAGCUACGCUUGAUGUCAGCUCAGAAGCACCCCAAGCAAACAAAGCGUCGACUGAGAGGGUGGGCCUUCCUGCCACAGCUGUGCCAGAAGACGCUCAGGAUAAAAACCUAAGCCAAGUCCCUCUCACUGAAAUUGAACUCACAGCACCAGCCAAGGCAGAGGAUGCCACUUUGCCCAAACCCAAAGAGCUAACCCUUUUUGACCGACUCUUCAGAGUGGAGAAGGGGAAAGAUAAGAGCAAAGCACAAGAACAAAGUCAAGUGGAGGAGCAGGUGGAGCAGCCUGUGAUAGUUGUCACAGCAGAAGACACUGCGGGAUUACAAAGCACCCCGGAUCAUGUCCUGCAGAGAAAGGACGUCAUAGAUGAGUGCAAGCAAAGUGCUCUGCAGCAGGACUCGGCAGGUGUCAAUUCUCAGGCCUCUGAGAAUCUCGCCCAAGAAGAGGUAAAGCCAGAGAGCGUUAAGACGGUGUCUGGGACUGACAAUUCCGUCAUGAGCUUCUUUAAAACACUGGUUUCUCCAAGCAAGGCAGAUUCCAAGGCCGAUUCUGAGGAUAAGGGAUCUCAAACAGGCCAAGGUGGGCAGCUUUCAGAGAAGACGGCGGCUGAUGCCCUUGUGAAAAGCUCCAAGAAAAAGAAGCCAGACAGCCCCAGAUUAGGACACAGUACCUUUAGCAAACUGUUUAGGCAUAAGGCAAAGAAAGAUGCCCAACAGACAGCAAAUACCAAAAGUACUGAGAACCUUGAUACAACGACUGUUGUAAAAUCGGAAACAAGCAUCCCUCCAUCACAGGAGAUUCCAACAACAAAGCAGAACACAAAAGCCCCUGAACCUGUCACACAACAACCAGCAACAGCAGCUGUGGUUAUUACCAAUGAAACUCCAAAAGAGAUUACAAAGGAGAGAUCCUCUUCUACUCCCACACCUCUAAGUAAAUUCUUCUGGAAAAAGACUCCAACAGAUGACAUAGAAGUGAUAAAUACUGAGAGAAUUGAAGCAUCUCCUGAAGUCCCAGCUAAAGAAGAAACCAAAACCCCAGAAGCUGCAGAAACAAAGUCCAAAGUAGAUGAGAAACCUACCAAAACAAACCUGAGGAAAUUCUUUAAAUUGACACUGGACUUCACAGACAGGCCCUUCACCCAGGCUGAGAACAAGGAACCUGUGGGCGAGAAGACUCAAGAGAGCUCAACAGAGAAGCUGAGCAUGCAGAAAGGAAACCCACAGGAAACCAGCAGGAACCAACGGGAAGAUCAGCAAAAUUCCAGAGAGCAAGAAACAGCUGAGACAAACUCCCUUCAGAAUGGAGGGGAUGCUGCGAAAGAAAGCACUCCCAAGAGGGCAGAGAAGAGGCAGUCACUUGGAGGGUUUUUUAAGGGUCUUAGCCCCAAACGGAUGCUUGAUGCCGAAGUGCAAACUGAUCCGGUCUCUAUCGUGUCUGUCGUGAAACCCAAGUAAUGAAUACUCUGAAGCAACUGAAGAAUCA